Arthroderma uncinatum is the source of this 2073-nucleotide messenger RNA. RefSeq names its product NOP7. The transcript is spliced from 3 exons. Gene Ontology annotation, biological process: maturation of LSU-rRNA from tricistronic rRNA transcript (SSU-rRNA, 5.8S rRNA, LSU-rRNA); ribosome biogenesis. Gene Ontology annotation, cellular component: nucleolus; PeBoW complex. The record is from RefSeq and is a predicted model, not a curated record. Gene Ontology annotation, molecular function: RNA binding. The coding region runs from base 1 to 2073 and encodes 690 amino acids. NCBI's taxonomy places the organism in Eukaryota, Fungi, Ascomycota, Eurotiomycetes, Onygenales, Arthrodermataceae.
AUGGGUAGACUUAAGAAAAAAGGAACCUCUGGCCAGGCCAAAAACUACAUCACAAGAACCCAGGCUGUUCGAAAAUUGCAGAUUUCACUCCCUGACUUCAGGCGACUAUGUAUCUUCAAAGGAAUUUAUCCCCGUGAACCGCGAAACAAGAAGAAGGCUUCAAAGUCGGCAACCGCGAGCACGACAUUUUACUACACGCGAGACAUACAGUAUCUGCUUCAUGAGCCUCUCCUGAAUAAGUUCCGCGAACAGAAAACCCUUGCAAAGAAGAUCGCGAGGGCUCUUGGUCGUGGCCAGGUUGGAGAUGCGGCUCGCCUGGAGAAAAAUAUUGGCCCAAAGCUCACGCUUGACCACCUUGUCAAGGAGCGCUAUCCUACGUUUAUCGAUGCGCUUCGGGAUCUGGACGAUGCUUUGUCGUUGCUCUUCCUUUUCGCCAAUUUGCCCUCUACCGCUACCGUCCCUCCCAAGACCAUUUCUCGCUGCCAGAGGCUCUGUCAUGAAUUCCAACACUACUUGAUUGCGACCAACUCGCUUCGCAAGUCUUUCCUUUCAAUAAAGGGAAUCUACUACCAAGCUACAAUUCAGGGACAGGAUAUCCUAUGGCUAGUUCCUUAUCGUUUCGUCCAGCAGGUGGCUGGGGAUAUCGACUUCAGGAUCAUGGGUACUUUCGUGGAGUUCUAUACGACUUUACUUGGCUUUGUUAACUUCCGUCUCUAUACCUCCAUUGGACUUGUAUACCCUCCAAAAUUUGACGCUAGAAGUGAUGACCAGGGUGCCGAACUUGCAGCUUUCACUUUGGAGGGCAGAAAAAUUGAUGAUGGGAACAAAGCCAUUGAGCCAUCCGCAGGUGCUGAUGAUGGCACCAUUGAAAAUAAAAAGUCCGAGUCUGCGUCAAAGGAGGUGCAGGAGAAGGUUAAUACGAUCCUCAAGAAUGUCAAAAUUGAUGACGUCGCUGAGGGCCCCACCGAAGAUUCGCUAGUUGAACGUGAAGACGCGAUUGACACCUUUGAGCCAACUGCCCCUGAUGCAGACACUCUCCCACAGCCACAGAUUAGCGGAAAUGAAGCCGCUGCUUUAUUUGCGCCACUUACCGUCUUUAUUUCAAGAGAAGCUCCCCGUGCUCCUAUAGAAUUCUUGCUGCGGUCUUUCGGCUGUAAGCGAGUGGGGUGGGACACGGUGUUGGGAGAUGGUGCUUUCACACACGACGAAUUGGACCCCAGAAUAACACAUCAAGUCGUUGAUCGACCACCUCUUGCAGAGUCUGCUCUUCCCCCAUUGCCACAAAACCCUCAAGAGGGUGAAGAAUCGAUCCUAAGAGUACGGCCUGGACACAGAAUUCCUGGUCGGAUAUAUGUCCAGCCACAGUGGGUAUGGGAUUGUGUGAAUGAUGGAAAGCUACUUAGGCCAGACCUCUACGCACCUGGUACAAUUCUACCUCCACAUCUUAGCCCAUGGGUCAAGCCUUCUAACGGUGAGUACGAUCCUCGAGUAAGCUUGGCGGAUCAAGAAGCAGAGGGUGAAGCUGAGAGAGCUGCCGAAGAAGAGGAAAAUGAAGAUGAGGACGAGGAAGAGGAAGAAGAAGAGGCUGUAGAUGUCGACGAGGAGGAAGAUGUUGCCGACGAAGGAGAAUCUGACAAUGACUCACUAAAUGGCGGUAUGGACAUUGCAAACUCAGAUGAUGACGAAGAAGACGACAGUGAUGCAGAAGUGGAUGAUUCAUUUGGUGGUUUUGACGACGAGGAGCUCAACAUUGAUGAAGAGUCCGAAGACGAAGAGGAUGCCGCUCAAAAACAGCACCAGAAGGAACUCGAGGCGGAAGCCCUAGGCCUUCAACCUGUAAAUGAGCCCGAGACCUCUGGGAAAUCAAAGAAAAAGAAGCAGGGCGCCAAGUCGAAGAAGUACGCCGCUGAGAAAAAGAAGGAGGAGGAAGAGCUUGAACGUCAGAAGAUGAUGCUGAGUCGUAAGAAGCGUAAAUUGCUUGAUAAAAUGCUUUACUCGAACAAGAAGAAGGACGAGGAAGCGGAGAAGCUCAGGAGGAAGCGACGGAAGAUUGAACAGGGUCUUAUGAAAUGA